ACUAGUGGGUUCUGCAUUUUGCUCUCCCUACGGCCAAUCUGAACCGGCGAUACUCGCCGGAGCUCAUUAUUACAGCGGUUGAUUUCAAUGACUUCAUCACAACAUAAAUGAAGAACAACAGCGUGCCGCCGCCAUCCCAUAUGUUUGCAUCCUGCAAUGCCCUUUCUCUUCUCCCCAACUCGCAUUCUCAAGCCGUCAUUUAAGCCCAGUAACAAGAAUAAUACUUGCAUAGUCCAAAACUUUCUGAAUCUUUGCUCUCAAGGUCACCUUCAAGAAGCUGUCAAGUCUUUAGACCUCUUAGCGCAAAAGGGCAUUCGUUUGGACUGUAAAAAAUUAACUUUUCUCAUACAGAAGUGUGCUGAGUCCAAGAAUUUGAAAUUGGGCAGAUGGGUUCACCUCCAUCUAAAGGUUACUGGUCUAAAACACCCCAAUACAUUUUUAGCCAAUCAUUUGAUCAAUAUGUACGGUAAAUGCGGCGAUCACAUUGAAGCACGCCGAGUGUUUGAUAAAAUGAGCUUGAGAAAUUUGUAUUCUUGGAACAACAUGCUUUCUGGGUAUGCUAAACAACUUAUGGUAAAGCCUGCAAGGAGGUUGUUUGAUAAAAUGCCCGAGAGGGACGUUGUAUCGUGGAAUACUAUGGUAAUUGCCUACGCGCAGGGUGGUAUAUGUGAUGAAGCUUUGAGGUUUUAUAAAGAGUUGAGGAGGUCAGUUAUUGGGUUUAAUGAGUAUAGCUUUGCUGGAGUGGUGACGGUUUGUGUGAAGUUGAGGGAGUUGAGGCUAACAAAGCAGGUCCACUCUCAAGUUUUGGUUGCAGGGUUUUCACUAAAUGUGGUCCUUUCUAGUUCCAUUGUUGAUGCAUAUGCUAAAUGUGGGGAAUUGGGUGAUGCCAGGAAAUUAUUUGAUCAGAUGGGAAGAAGGGAUGUUCUGGCUUGGACCACUUUGAUAUCAGGAUAUGCCAAAUGGGGUGAUAUGGAGUCAGCCAGGGUGUUAUUUGAUGUGAUGCCUGAAAGGAAUCCUGUUUCUUGGACUGCUAUGAUUUCAGGUUAUGCUCGUAAUAACAAGGGACAUGAGGCCCUUGACUUGUUUAUGAAGAUGAUGAUGCUUUGCAUUAGACCUGAUCAGUUUACUUUUAGUAGUUGCCUUUGUGCUAGUGCAAGUAUAGCCUCACUCAAACAUGGUAAACAAAUCCAUGCACAUUUGAUAAGGAUUAAAUUUAGGCCUAAUUCAAUAGUUUUAAGUUCUCUCAUUGACAUGUAUUCAAAGUGUGGUUGUCUGGAACUUGCAAAGCAAGUUUUUGAUGUUGUGGGUGACAAACAAGACGUAGUAUUGUGGAACACAAUGUUAUCUGCACUUGCACAGCAUGGUUCUGGUGAGAAAGCAAUAAAUUUGUUUGCUGAAAUGGUGACAGCGGGCGUUAGACCAGACAAAAUCACCUUUCUUGUUCUUCUCAGUGCAUGUAGUCACUCAGGGCUUGUGCACGAGGGACUUAGGUUAUUUGAGUCAAUGAAUCGCGAUCACAAUAUUGUUCCAGAUCAGGAACAUUAUUCUUGCUUAAUUGAUAUUUUAGGUCGAGCAGGACGAUUCCAUGAGGUAAUGGAUCAUCUAAGAAAGAUGCCAUGCAAACCGGACGAACAUGUCUGGAAUGCCUUAAUUGGUGUUUGUACAAUGCAUGGAAAUAUAGAGCUGGGAAGAAUAGCAGCAAAACACCUUCUUCAGUUGAAUCCUCAAUCACCAGCAAUCUACGUAUCACUGUCAAGACUAUAUGCAGCACUUGGCAAGUGGGACUCUGUGAUGAGGUUGAGACAGCUAAUGAAUGAGUGGAAUGUUAGCAAAGAACAAGCACUUAGUUGGUUAGAAAUAGAUCAUAACUUGCAUCAAACUACUGUAUCUGAUAAAGUCAAUUCAUCAGCAUUAGGAGAAGCUAACCCACUUGUUGAACUGUUGGCUGAUCGCGGUGGAAUAUGAUCACCCAGUAACAAAUGGUGAAGACAGAACCUUUUCCUAUUUUGAAAUGUUUUGUCCUGCUUGAUUCCUUUGCUGAGGCAAAGAACAGCUUGAUGAUAUCUCAUGUUUUUGGGGUGCUUUCUUGCUUUGCAAGAUGCCUUGGAGAAAAGGUUUGCCAGCAUUUUGUGAAGAUCACAUGCAGUUGAUGAUGUCAGAUAGGCAGUCAUGAAGUUUGGAAGCAACGUUUAAUUUUGAAGGAAGACAGUGCUGAGCUUGGACAUGAUCAAACUAAGGCCAUGGGAUAGUGGUGAUAUAUUUUUGAAGAAAACAAAUCACUGCCUCUUCUGGCCGUUCUAAAAGAAGAUUUGUCUUGAUUCUGGCCAUUUAGAUUUUUUACCCCCAUCUCACUGCUUGUCUCCUUCCACCAGGAUACUCUGUUUUGCUUUUUGGUUGGUCAGGUUGGAGUCUGUGGUGACCAGGAUUACUGACACAAUUGGAAUUGGAUCCAUUGAUACUCCCGAUUUCACUGAUUCCAUAACACCAUUACUGAUGAAACUGCAGCCUUGUAUCAAUGCCAACUCAAUUUGCAAACUUGAAGAUUCUGGGAAUUGGGAGUAAUCUCAUUUCCAUCAGACCCAUCCUUGUCUGCACUUUUCUCAAGCAUGCCU
This is a messenger RNA of Coffea eugenioides, 2612 nucleotides long. Its product is annotated as pentatricopeptide repeat-containing protein At2g21090. Gene Ontology annotation, molecular function: RNA binding; protein binding. NCBI's taxonomy places the organism in Eukaryota, Viridiplantae, Streptophyta, Magnoliopsida, Gentianales, Rubiaceae. The coding region runs from base 157 to 1965 and encodes 602 amino acids. The record is from RefSeq and is a predicted model, not a curated record. The transcript has 3 exons. Gene Ontology annotation, biological process: RNA modification.